Harpia harpyja (harpy eagle) is the source of this 2266-nucleotide messenger RNA. It is a transcript of the gene PEMT, whose product is annotated as phosphatidylethanolamine N-methyltransferase. The coding region runs from base 76 to 813 and encodes 245 amino acids. The record is from RefSeq and is a predicted model, not a curated record. Gene Ontology annotation, biological process: phosphatidylcholine biosynthetic process. Gene Ontology annotation, molecular function: phosphatidylethanolamine N-methyltransferase activity. The transcript has 8 exons. Lineage: Eukaryota; Metazoa; Chordata; Aves; Accipitriformes; Accipitridae.
ACCGCGGGGUUCGGCCAGGCCCCGGGCGAGGGGGAGGCGGUGGCGGGGGAGACCCCCGGUCCCCGGCCUUGCGCCAUGGCGGGGCGGGCCGGGCCCAGCGAGGGGCGGCGGGAGGAGGCGGCGGCGGCGGCGGCGGCGGGCGGGGGCCGGCCCUUCCCGCGGGAGUGCUGCGAAGGGCUGGGCGGCCUGGAGUACGGCCAGGUGGAUGUGACAGCCAUGGCACGGCUCUUUGGCUACGUGGAUGUGACCGACUCUGGCUUCAUUGCGGCUGUCCUCUCCAUCGCCUUCAACCCACUCUUCUGGAACGUGGUAGCCAGAUGGGAGCACAAAACGCGAGCGCUCAGCCGAGUCUUCGGCUCUCCACGUGCUGCCUGCUACUGCCUGGGUGCUGUUAUCCUGAUGCUUAACUGUGUGCGGAGCCAUUGCUUCACCGAAGCCAUGAAGAGCCAGCCGAAGCUGGAGGGCUUGGACUGCCACUGGGCCUAUUACUUAGGCUUGGCCGUCUUGGCUGUAGGGACCUUGUUUGUCAUCUCCAGCUUCUUAGCACUGGGAUUCACUGGGACGUUCCUAGGUGAUUAUUUUGGCAUCCUGAUGGAGGCAAAAGUGACCAGCUUCCCCUUCAGCAUCCUGGAUAAUCCCAUGUACUGGGGCAGCACAGCCGUCUACCUGGGCUGGUCCCUCAUGCAUGCAAGCCCAGCUGGCCUUUUGCUGACAGCUGUAGUGGCAAUUUCCUACACAAUCGCAAUGCUGUAUGAGGGGCCUUUCACAGAGGAAAUAUAUCGGCAGAAACAGAAAGGAGUGAAGAACAAGUAGCGACAGCAGUGUCUCGGAUACCUCGGCACAGCGUGCCUCUCCAGUACCCACGCUGUCCGAUUUGCCCGUUUUCCUACUGAGAUGUAUCCUACUAAUUAGCCCAGCAACCCUUAAUGAGCCAACUGAGCACCCUGCAGUAUUGGAAGCGAUCAGAGGAACAGCCCAAGCGUGGCGGCACCUCCUCGCUGCAGCCCGUGGGAGCUGGAGGUCCCUGUCCCCAGGUCCUUGUCCCCAUUGCCGGGUCACUGUGGCUCCUGCCACAAAGGCGAUGCUCUCCCUGGAGCCACAUGGUGUGGGACCUCCCGACCUCUUCUCCCACACCAAUUAUUGGAGAUCUGCAGGGAAAAAAGCAACCCAGCUCCAGCCCCGGACUGGAGGGCAAGCAGAGUUAACGAUGGAGACACCGGGGGCCUUUCCUAAGCGAGCUCUGAAUACAAGGAAGCACCGGCUCCGGCUGAUCCUGAAGAUCAUCUGAAGAUGCUGCUGAAGAGCCACAGGAAGCAAACAAAAGCUCAGGCGAAGCAACGGAGAGGGCUCAGGAACCCCUGAGGCAUUCAAACACGGCUGGGGAAGGAAGAGCGGAAACUGCUGCAAACUCAGCAACAACAAAACCUGCUGCAAACCCAACAACAAACCCGCUCUUUUCUGGGAGAGGGAAACCUUCCCAUCCAGAGCUGCGGUUUCCCACCUGUGCCCUGUAGCAUCUCCGCGCUAUUUGCAAAGGCUCCGAGAAAGGUGACUGAAAAGCACGUAGAUGUGAACAUAUGACCUAAACCACCGCCCAAGGGGGAUGACGGAAGGAUGGCAGCAAUCCCACGGGGAAGCCCUGGCAUGGAGAAGACCAAGGGGAAGAGUCAGUCCCCAUCCGCACCCUGCAGAUAUCCCAUUCCUGGCCGUGUCCGUGCCCCGGCUCCCCCCGCACCCCCCCAACCUUUCCCACUCCUUUUCCCCAGGGACCACGGGAGGGUCCUGCCUGCCUUCCCCACCACCCAGUGCCUUCCAGCUAUUUUUCACUGCCUUGCAGGGGCAGUGGGUGGGAGGGAGGGAAAGGGCUGCUUCUGCCUUCCACGCUGUGCAGCAGCCGGGUACGGAUCUGCCCCUCCGCCCCUGCCAUCAGCCUCAGCGAGUCCCAAAGAGCCUGGUGCCGGAUCCUGCCCUGAACGGGAAGAUCCCAAGGGUGAUGCUCCAGACCCAGGCUCAGUGUUUACAGAUUCCCAGAACAGUUUGAGAAAUAAGCUGUAAAUGACCAAAAAAAGCAACAUAAAGCCCCCAGCAGUGGCGCUGGAGAAGGGAGCUGUGCUGCUGCCGGCUCCCACGCAGGCACCUCUGCAGAGGGUCCUCCCUUUUUCAGCGUCACCUCCGCGAAACGGUCCGAUUUCCUUUUGCUUUUGCAUGUUGUAAUUCACCUUUCAGGCAUUGCUCAGCAGGAAUUAAAAGUGUUGGUUUCUUUUCA